This is a messenger RNA of Neopsephotus bourkii (Bourke's parrot), 1464 nucleotides long. It is a transcript of the gene HES6, whose product is annotated as hes family bHLH transcription factor 6. Bases 27 to 737 code for a protein of 236 amino acids. Gene Ontology annotation, biological process: regulation of neurogenesis; regulation of transcription by RNA polymerase II; anterior/posterior pattern specification. The transcript is spliced from 4 exons. Lineage: Eukaryota; Metazoa; Chordata; Aves; Psittaciformes; Psittacidae. The record is from RefSeq and is a predicted model, not a curated record. Gene Ontology annotation, molecular function: RNA polymerase II cis-regulatory region sequence-specific DNA binding; DNA-binding transcription factor activity, RNA polymerase II-specific; protein dimerization activity. Gene Ontology annotation, cellular component: nucleus.
UGAGCAGCAGCGCGCAGGCUAUAAGUAUGGCGGCGCGGUGGGGCGGGGAGCGCAGCGGGGCAGAGCAUCUCGGGUGGGCCGUGCGGCGCCGCGCCAUGGCGCCCUCGUUACGGCACGGCAAGGGCCGCCCGCCUCGGGACAGGGCCGAUAGAAAGACAAGGAAGCCGCUGGUGGAGAAGAAGCGCCGGGCGCGGAUCAACGAGAGCCUGCAGGAGCUGCGGUCGCUGCUGGCCGACAGCGAGUUUCAGACGAAGCUGGAGAACGCGGAGGUGCUGGAGCUGACGGUGCGGCGGGUGCAGGCCGUGCUGGAGCGCCGCUCGCUCGAGGGCGGGCGGCUGCACCGUGAGGCCAGCGAGCGGUUCGCUGCCGGGUACAUCCAGUGCAUGCAUGAGGUGCACACCUUCGUGUCCAGCUGCCCCGGCAUCGACGCCACCACGGCGGCCGAGCUGCUGAACCACCUGCUGGAGUCCAUGCCCCUCAGCGACGGCGGCUGCCCGGACUCGGUCACGGACCUUGGGGCAGAUCCCACCGCGCUCAGCCUCUCGCUCGGCAGCGAGGUGCUGGCCCCGGGCCUCCCUGCCUUGGCACCCUCACCCUCUCCCAGCGAAGAGAUCUGCUCCGACUCGGACGAGGCGGAAGCCGAGCCGGGCCAGACCUCCACUGAUGGACUGGAUGCUUCCCAGACGCAUGGCCUGCCUUCGCCUUGCUUACCCAAAUCCAUGUGGAGACCUUGGUAAGGGAAGGGUACCCAGGAAUCGGCGCAGACCUACCUAGCGGGGAGAGCAGCCGGGCACUGUGCUGCCCUAUGGCACUCUGAGCAGCGCGGGGGACUGCCGGCGGGCAUCGCUGCACUUCGGGACUGCAUCAGCGGCACUGUUACACUGUCAGGCCCUGACAGGCUAAUAGCUAAACGCGUUAACAUUUCAUCCGUGUGCGUGUGUGGCGUUUUGUAACUUUAGGGGUUGUUUCUAUGAGGUUGGGGGAGGGGCGGGGUAAGGGAGUUGGUCUUUAGUAGCAAAGCUCUUUGGUGGAUACACAGCAGUUAUUUUAUAACCCUGUUUCUUGGCCCUUAUAAGUGGCCGUGAAAUCACUGCUUUUUUCUUAAGAAGAAGCCCUUGUGCAUCUUAAAUCAUGAUGGUUAACUCCAUGAGAAGCUUGGGUCUGCAUGCACAGUUUUAAGUGUUCUAGUGAUAGCAAAGACCCCUGAAAGGGGUUGGUGUGGUUAGCAUCUGUCCUUGGUAGCCUAGAGUCCCACCUUCAGUGAAGGAGGAGGAAAAGCUUAGAGACCUGGUGGAAUUAGGCAAACAUAAAAGAUACCGGUGGCAGGGUGCCUUUUAGAGAUGAGUGUCUUUAUGCACAUUUUGCUUUUAGCACAAUUGAGUUUAUUGUGACUUUUUGUAUAUUAGGGUGUCAAAUGUUUUUUAUUUUUAAUCUUUAAUAAAAAAAUACUGAAUUCAAAACUGA